This is a messenger RNA of Dunckerocampus dactyliophorus (ringed pipefish), 1993 nucleotides long. RefSeq lists its product as uncharacterized. Bases 263 to 1993 code for a protein of 576 amino acids. Lineage: Eukaryota; Metazoa; Chordata; Actinopteri; Syngnathiformes; Syngnathidae. The record is from RefSeq and is a predicted model, not a curated record. The transcript has 3 exons.
GGGUAUUUAUUCUUUAUAGUGAUGUCAUUAGAGCGCGUUAAUCAAUGCAUGGCCACAUAGAUUUUUCUUUUUCUCCACAAAGAAAAAAAUGGCAACUAACGGAGAAGACAGAGGGACAAAGAAGACCGAAUGAGAGGGAGGUUGAGAUGUCAUUUUGUAAUGCUUCUCUUUCAGGCUUGGAAAUACUGUAUAGGUGUGAAGAUAGAAGAGCGGCGCCGGGGAGAAGAUUUAUGCUACAAUCAUAAGGACGGUGUGGAGCACUAUGGGCCAGAAGGUGGAGAAGAUGCAAGAGAAGGACGAAGAAGUGCCAUGGGACGGUACGGUCGCUUCAGGACGUAUGGACAACCAAAUUGAGCAGCCAAUCAGGGGUCUUGGUCAAAGGGAGCGACCUCUGAGAGCCACAGGGGGUGGAGACAAGGAGAGACAGCCUGUCACUGGAGCUACAGUGGACAGACAGACUUUCGAGAGAUCCUCUGAUAGCAAGGCCUGUAGUCAGACUAUGGAGGAGGAGCAAGCUUGUGGACAUACGGUUGAUUGGGGAGUCUCAUGCGAGCCUUCUAAUGAGGAGGGCUUUGUAGUUCUGGAGACACCUGAUGGGGACAAAAUAGAAUCUUCUGUCAAAAAUAGAGCUGAGGAAGCCAUGACUCAACCAUUCAGGAAUUGCUUACAAGAGAGGGUUGAAUUGACAGACAGCAGGUGUCCACAUGCCAAUGGUGACUUGCAAAAUGCAUUAGAGGAGGCGGACCCCUUGAUGGGGACGAGAAAGGAAUCGAACUGUGGACACCCCACUUCAUUGAUUCACUCGGAAACUAGGGUAACAGCACCUCCAGAUUCAGAGGUUUAUGCACCAGAAACCCAAGAGAACAGGUUUGCCAGUGCUGUCUCGAAGAGGGCAAAAGCAGUUGCGCGCAGUUUGGGAACAACAAUAACCUUGAAAGACCAGAGAUCUUGUCCAAAACCACAACUUGAGCAGGACGAUUGUGUUGAUUGCAGUGAAGACUGUGAUGGAAAGUCACAUUUUGCACACUUGACAAAGGAGAACAAUCUUGUUUGCUUUUCCGCCGUCAUCACCCCUUCACCUUUAGCUCAUCUUUUACCUGAAAGAGACACAUCGAGUGGACAGAUGGACAAGCCUCCACCGACAGAGAGGCCUAAAGUCAAAGGUCCACCUCCACCAGUUCCGAAGAAACCUAAAAAUCCAUUCAUUAAGCUGAAGGCGACUCAGGAGAUGUCCAGCGAUGUGCAAAGACGGGGAAACCUGCGUUCUGAAGACAAAGUCAGAAGGAGACACACUGUUGAAUUUAACAGAUGCAAUCUCAGAGAUGCUCCGAUGUUCAACCAGGACAUGUGUGCAUUGUGGGACGAAAGGGGCACCUACGCCAACAUGCAUCGCUUGUCCAUGGACCUCAGCCCUUGGGAACACUUGUCACUGGAACACAUGGACGACGAGUACGGGGACUUGAUUGACUUUGAGUACUGCACUCGUGUGGCCAAACUGUCCUCAGAUGAGGAGCUUGUAGAGUUGGACAUGUUGCACAGACGCGUGUUCCUGGAAAAACAAAAUAAGUUGAAGAGGGCACCGCUGCCUGUUGUGAAAAAGCAGACAAAUCCUUUCAUCCCUGCAGAGUCUGUCGACGCACCAGAGGUCGCAUCAGAUAAUGACACCCAGCAACCAAAACCUGCUUUGAGAAGAGAGCCCUUCACACAGGACAACAACAGACUGCGAGCUGGUCCCAGAACUGGUACAGAUACAGAUGAUCCCACAGAGAUUGCGUCCUACAAGCCUGUGGCCGAGCUCGUCAGGGAGACAAUGAAGAGAAGUCAGGCAAACAGACUUAAACCUGAAGGAACUAAAACACAAGUCCAGGUGGCAGAGCAUCAGAGUCCAAGCGUCAAAGUAUCCCAAAUGAAGAACACUUUUGAUGUACCAAAGAAGUCCAAAGAGAGACCACAAGAGCAUCAACAAUCUCCAAAGAAAGGUAUAUACCUGUAG